Pichia kudriavzevii is the source of this 1455-nucleotide messenger RNA. RefSeq lists its product as uncharacterized. The transcript has a single exon. The coding region runs from base 1 to 1455 and encodes 484 amino acids. Gene Ontology annotation, cellular component: cytosol. Gene Ontology annotation, molecular function: glutathione synthase activity; glutathione binding; ATP binding. The record is from RefSeq and is a predicted model, not a curated record. Lineage: Eukaryota; Fungi; Ascomycota; Pichiomycetes; Pichiales; Pichiaceae. Gene Ontology annotation, biological process: glutathione biosynthetic process.
AUGACCCAGAAGGAUUUCCCGGUUUUAAAUGACCAAAAGUUGCAAGAACUAGUCCAUGAAGUGAGCCAAUUCGGAUUAUCAAAUGGCUUAGUAAUGUAUCCACCUGCUCCAUACAAGGACUACGAACCCGUUCUGGCACCUAUUACUAUAUUCCCAACGCCGUUUCCACGGAAACAAUUUGAAAAAAGUUACGAUAUUCAGAAAAGCUACAAUAAACUAUAUGCUAACGUUGUUUCUGAGAAAAAAUGGUUGGAGGGUAUCAUUGAGAAGUUAUCAAUUCAUGAUAAACCUUUUACUGGAAAACUAUGGGAUUGUUACCAAAAGGCUCUGGAAAAAGGUAUUCCUCAAGAUGUUUCUCUUGCUUUGACGAGAUCGGACUAUAUGUAUGAUGAGACCUUGAACUUAAUAAAACAGGUGGAAUAUAACACUGUGAGUGUUUCGUUUGGUGGAUUGAGUCCAAAGGUUGGCCAAGCACACACUUACUUAAACAAAAUAGGUGCCUACACUGGUGUGCCACUAUCCCAAUACUAUGAAGAAAACGAGCUACCAAUAAGUGAAAGUGAUAAAAAAUUGGCACGAGGACUUCAUUCUGGGGUUAAAUAUUACAAUGACAAGUACUUAAAAGGGGAAAACAAGUCAAUUGUUCUAAUGGUUGUCCAGCCAUCUGAAAGGAACGCAUUUGACCAGAGAAGCAUCGAAUAUAAUUUACUCAAUGAAUUCAAUGUUCUCACUAAAAGGGUGGAAUUGCCAAGUGUCUCGAGGUUGGUUCAUAUCGAUCCAAACAGUCGUAAAUUGUUUUAUCAGGGGUAUGAAGUAUCUGUCGUUUAUUACAGAUCGGCAUAUGGACCAGCAGAAUUUGAUUUACCAGAAACAUGGAGAUGUAGAAGCAUGCUCGAAUCCACUUUAGCCAUCAAGUGUCCUUCCCUGUUGACCCAAUUGAGCGGCUCAAAAAAAGUACAACAGCUAUUAACUAAGCAGGACAAUCUAUCACUAUUCUUAAAUGAUAAGGAAAUUGAGUCGCUAGGCGAUUCAUUCUGUAAGAUCUAUCCGUUGGAUGAUAGUGAAGAUGGUAGUCUAGCCAAGAAGUUAGCAUUUGAAAGCCCGGAAAAGUUUGUGUUAAAACCACAAAGAGAGGGUGGGGGCAAUAAUAUCUAUAAGGAAGAAAUACCAUUGUUUCUUAAAUCUAUCCAAGAAAAUGAAUGGGAAGCAUAUAUUUUGAUGGAACUGAUUAAUCCUAAAAUCCAUGAAAAUCUAAUAUUAAGAAACGGUGAAGUGUUGAACGAUGGCAUAGUUUCAGAGUUGGGUGUAUUCGGUAGUUAUCUGUUCAAUGAAAAUACUGGUGAAAUUAUUGAUAACCAGGUUUGUGGCCAUCUACUGAGAUCGAAAACUAGUUCAAGUAAUGAAGGUGGUGUUGCUGCAGGCUAUGGCUGUGUUGACAAUAUGUACCUCUACUAA